Molecule: messenger RNA, 1896 nt
Organism: Mollisia scopiformis
Lineage: Eukaryota; Fungi; Ascomycota; Leotiomycetes; Helotiales; Mollisiaceae
Product: seryl-tRNA synthetase
Exons: 1
Coding region: 114-1649 (511 amino acids)
Biological process (GO): mitochondrial seryl-tRNA aminoacylation
Cellular component (GO): mitochondrion
Molecular function (GO): serine-tRNA ligase activity; tRNA binding; ATP binding
Source: RefSeq, a predicted model, not a curated record
GGCCUCAAAGUCUGAUUUCUGCAGUGGCCUGACAAUUUCCUGAUCCCAGCAGCUAAAAAGCUCCCAUCGCGAAGCUCCCCCUCAAAAAUUCCAGAGCUCAUCUCGUCAGCACUAUGCCACCACCACGGCGUCCCAUCCCCUUCACCUGCCUCCAAUGCCGUCUCCGACUCCUCCCACAGCUUCUGCGAAGCUCUUUUCAUACCACACGGCCUCUGCAGGCUGAACCUCCACGCCCUUCCACCGCACCCAAAAUCUCCGUCGAUAUAAAGCACAUCCGCCAGAAUGCUGCAUUAUACGAACAAAACUGCUUGGACCGGAACUAUAAAACCCAAUCGACAUAUCCUACGCGUAUAAACUCUCUAUAUGAGCAAUGGCACAAUCACCAAGCGUCUGCGAGAGCGUUGCGGGAACGUAACAAUAGGUUAAAGCUCCAGCUCGCAAACCCGACUACAUUACGGGAUGAAGAUUCCGUGGAAGCGAAGGGGUUAAGGCAGAUGAGCAAGCAGGAAUUGAUUGAUGAAGCUAGGACGCUGAAAGAGAAGAUCGGUGGGAUAGAGGACCAGGAACAUACGAUCAUGGCAGAUAUUGAGAGUCUCGCUGCAUCGAUACCGAAUUUGACGUCUGACGAGACGCCCAGAGGGACUGAACCCAAGGUUGUGGGUUUUAUAAAUUCGCAUCCGGAGCCUGAUCCUUCGUCCUCUGAUCGAGUGUGGAGGAGUCAUGUUCAUAUUGGUUCUGAGCUGAAUCUUUUGGAUUUCGCAGGCGCUGCUACGACGAGUGGAUGGGGAUGGUAUUCCCUGUUGAACGAAGCUGCGAUGCUGGAACAAGCUCUAGUACAAUACGCGCUGAGUGUGGCUCGGAAGAAGGGAUGGGGAAUGGUCACGCCGCCGAGUAUGGUGUACAGUCACAUAGCAGCAGCAUGUGGCUUUCAACCUCGAGAUCAAAAUGGAGAGCAGCAGAUCUACAACAUCCAGCAAAAUCCAGCCGAUGUUGGGAGGAAACCGGAAUUAAGUCUGGCAGGAACAGCAGAGAUCCCCUUAGCUGGCAUGAAAGCAAACACCACAUUAGAAGAGGCAGAUCUACCUCUGAAGCGUGUUGGUGUUUCGCGGUGCUAUCGUGCGGAAGCUGGUGCAAGGGGUGUGGAUACGAAAGGUCUAUACCGAGUCCACGAAUUCACAAAGGUGGAGAUGUUUGCCUGGACCAUGCCAUCGAGCGAAGCUUCAACGGCAGUAUUCGAAGAAAUGGUAUCCAUCCAGACAGAGAUCCUGACAGCACUAGGUCUCCAUUGCAGAAUCAUCGAAAUGCCUUCCACGGACUUAGGGGCUUCGGCAACGCGAAAACGGGACAUUGAAGCUUUCUUCCCUUCACGAAGGGCAAAAGAUGAGGGGUGGGGAGAAGUCACUUCUGUCAGUACUUGUACAGACUAUCAAUCACGGAGAUUGGCUACGAAAGUAGAUGUUAGGAGCAUGGGAGGAAAGACCGCGUUUCCCUAUACUGUGAACGGAACUGCACUUGCAGUGCCUAGAGUACUAGCUGCCAUGCUUGAAAAUGGUUGGAAUGAGAGCAGGCUUGAGGUCAGGAUACCAGAAGUUUUGUGGCCGUGGAUGGAUGGCCUGAAAGUUAUCAAGCAGAAGGAAAGGCUACGGUAAAAUAUAGGUGUAGUAGAAUGUACAACUUUAUGUCCCAACAUAAUCUUAACUUAUGUGCCAAAGUCAUUCUUGGUUGUUUCGCCCGCAAUUUAUACCGCUCUUAAGGUUGUUUUGUUGCACAUCGCAGACGGACCACGAGGCGUAAUCGACAACGAGGAGUAGACGAAUACGACUCCUCGACGGCUACGACUCCUAGACGACUAUGACUAUACAUGGACUACAGACAAGCUAUAGAUAGGCCAUAGAC